CCUCCUCCUCCUCCUCACUAUACAGCGGAGCUCGGAGCUGCAGCAGAUCCUCAGCGAUGUCCCCGCACCCCGUCCCUGCGCACAGCGGAGCCGCCCGGCAGCAGAUCUGGGGCUGAACCACCGAACCAAGCGGAGACCCCGGACCGACCCGACAACGACAGGGACAAUGGAUUCCUGGCUGCAGUACUGGAGCCUGCUCACCCUGCUCUGCUGCCUGCUCACCCCGUGCGGGGCUGGAGUGUCAGAUCAAACAAAUGGAAGCCUGAGCCUUAAGAUUGGGGAGAAGAACCCUGGCAAGGAAUCGGCUGCCACAGUCCUGCACUCUCUUCUUCAGAAAGGCGUGUUAGACGUGUCAUCGACUCGAAUACUCAGAUCCGGUGGAGAAGAUUCAUUCAUGGACAGAAAGUCCUGGAAGUCCAAGAAAUCUCAUAAAAAGCCCCCAGCUCAAUCUCCGGCCACUGCGGGAGGUCCGGUCUCUUCAGAGGGUACGACUGGCCAAGCCAAGGAGGUCUCUUCUACACAGAGUCCACUGAGCCGCCAUCCUGCCAAGAUGGAAAAUGAAUCAGUGACUUGCAUCAACUGUGGCGGCGAAAUGUAUAAUGAGAAGCCUCCGUCGAGGUCAUUGCUCUCAGAGGACGACACGGACAAUGUAGAGUCGGUGACCAGCUUGGAUUGGGCUCUUGGCCAAAGAACCAUGGACUUAGAUUUUAGAAAGAGUUUGGUCAAAGGGGAUCGCCCUUCUGUGACCGAAAGCCAAGAAGAUUCCGGGAGUGGUGACCCUCAUGUCAAAAAUCCUUCUGACCAAGUCACACGGCCCGGAUCGGAAAUACAUUUACAUAACUUUAUGGAUAGGGAGACUUCUACUCCUUCCCAGACAUCCAUGACUGGCAACAUCACUCCCCUCAUUCCAUCUACUGAAAAGGCCAUAAGCCCGGACUCUGCAGAGAUUGACCAUCUCCUCCAAGUGUCCAGAGAAACCGUCCUCCAGCCUCCAUCUUCUUCUGAUCCUCAUAGCCCCAACAUGUCCAGGGGGGAGGUCAGUUUUGAAGCAGAGAAGCCUCAGGGACCUGCUUUGGAGAAAACAUCCAGUCAGUCGAGCGCCCAGGGUGCUAAGGGGGGCACUGAUAAGACUCUGGUCACUGAAAGACCCCAAGAAGAGUUCUCUUCUACCAGCAUACCUCCUGAUGGUGCCCCAAAAGCCUCCAAGCCCCCAUCUGACCACGACAUAGAUUAUGAUGAGCGACUGGAAAUUGAGGAUCACUGGAGGAUCCCUCACUAUCCAGAGCCAUCCUUCCCUGGGGGGGAUUCCACCAAGUCCAUUCAUGAUAAACUUGCCCCUUGGCACAAGCCAGUCCAUUAUGACGACCUCUUGCCUUUUGAUGAAACCUACUAUUACCCUACUCCGUCUUUCUAUGCAGAAGGUUAUGAAGUGGACAUUGAAGAUGACAAUGAAGAUGACGAUUUUGAGGAAGCUGAUGAUGAUGAUGACAUCACUGCGAGGGGAGUUGGGGACAUCCCUAAGGCCACUACCGUAACUCCAAAGAUACAGACUCCAGUGGUCAAUACAAAGCCGACAGGAAGACAAGAUGGCCUCUUCUAUGGAGAACAGUCACCCAAGUACAAUCCGGACAUCAAUAGAGAUCAGACCCACAGCUUGUUUGGAAACCAUGAAAACACCAGUGAGUGCCGGAGCGGCUACGUGAAGCGCAACAACUCCUGCAAGUCACUGUGCGACAUCUACCCCACCUACUGCUACAACGGGGGCCAGUGCUACAUCGUGGAGAACACCGGAGCCUUCUGCAGGUGAGACAUCAUCCAGAGGG
This is a messenger RNA of Hyla sarda, 1823 nucleotides long. Its product is annotated as chondroitin sulfate proteoglycan 5-like. The coding region runs from base 167 to 1807 and encodes 546 amino acids. The record is from RefSeq and is a predicted model, not a curated record. The transcript is spliced from 2 exons. Gene Ontology annotation, biological process: nervous system development. Lineage: Eukaryota; Metazoa; Chordata; Amphibia; Anura; Hylidae.